This is a messenger RNA of Rubroshorea leprosula, 1698 nucleotides long. Lineage: Eukaryota; Viridiplantae; Streptophyta; Magnoliopsida; Malvales; Dipterocarpaceae. The record is from the annotation of a GenBank genome assembly.
GCGGAGGGAAGCAGAAGAGCAAAAGGACAGUCCCUCCCUCGCCGUUUCUUCACCGGCGAUUCCAAUUUCUGACAGCAAUCUGGUUGAUCCAAGAAGAGGAAUAAGAAACAAAGAUGAGGAUAUUAAGUCGAGGGUUCAUUUGGAGUAUUAAUGUUCUCAAAUCAUUCUCGCAGCUCCAGUCAAUCUCUGCAAUUCCUAACCUUCAAAGAUCAUUCCUUUUAUCCACAAUUUACAGUUCCUCGUUUUCACUUUCUCAUUCUUAUUCCACUGCAGAGUUGCAGCUGCAGCUAUCGACUGACCUUAUUAGAAUCAUGGAACAAAGGCUGUCGGCUAUUGAACGGAGGAGUGCUUUCUUGGAGAAUCUUAUCAACCAGACAGCCAGAAGCCUCUCCAGCAGAGUAUUCUAGGGCUAAUAAAGAGCUUCGGAGAUUAGGGGAUUCUUUGGAACUUAUCAGUCAACUGAGGACCAAACAGAAGGAAAUGGAUGGUUUAAGGUCAUUGAUGGUUGAAUGUCCUCAAGAUAAAGACAUGCUUGAUAUAGCAACAGAGGAAUUAGGUCAGGCUCUGGAAGAAGAGAAAAGGUUGCAGGUUUUGCUCCUGAAGUCAUUACUUCCCAAAGAUGAUGCUGAUGAGAGGGACAGCAUUUUGGAGGUGAGAGCAGGAACUGGUGGAGAAGAGGCUUCUUUAUUUGCAAUGGAUGUGUUUAAAAUGUAUGAGAGGUACUCACUUAAGAAGGGUUGGAAGUUUGAAGUGGUAGAUAUAACCGAGUCUGAUCUGAAAGGAUAUAAGGAGGCUAGCGCAGCAAUAUCUGGAGCUGGAGUUUAUGGGAAACUUAAAUUUGAAAGUGGAAUUCACAGAGUUCAGCGUGUUCCUGUGACUGAAAAGUCUGGACGUAUUCACACCAGUGCUGUAUCUGUUGCUAUUCUGCCUCAGGCUGAUGAGGUCGAUGUCCAGUUAAGGAAUGAAGAUUUGAGGAUUGAUACUUACAGAUCUGGUGGUUCUGGUGGUCAACAUGCAAAUACUACUAAUAGUGCUGUUAGAGUAACUCAUUUGCCAACUGGAAUAACAGUCUCUAUACAGGAUGAACGAUCCCAACAUAUGAAUAAAGCCAAAGCACUCAAGGUGUUGUGUGCAAAGCUGUAUGAAAUGGAGAGGUCUCGAAUUCAGCUCAGCCAGUCAAAGCUCAGAUCAGAGCAGAUUGGUAGUGGAGACAGAUCUGAACGUAUCCGCACUUACAAUUUCCCUCAAGGGCGUGUCACUGAUCAUCGAGUUGGCAUCACUCAUCAUGCUAUAAAUGAUAUAAUGCAGGGUGAGAAUCUGGAUGUCUUCAUUGAUGCGCUUCUUCUACAGCAGGAAAUGGAUGCCAUUGCAUCUUUCAGCUCUACUCCGUGACACCAAUCCUCCAUUCAAUAGCCCUCUUUUCAGCCCAGCUGUUUUCCAUUCAACAAUUAUCAUUUUUAGCAUCAAAAUGAUUCUAAUGUCGGUUAGUAAUGCCAUAAUACUAUUGCCCACCAUUUAUUUCCUCUUGUAUUUCAAGAAAAAUUAAUCUGUUAAGAGCAAGCAUAUCUGUAGCAUGGAGUUGUGGUACAGAAAUAUAUUCUUUUGUGAGAAAUGCUUGCCUAGUGCUGCUAGCACUCGAACCUUGAUUAACUUGAUUGUAAUUUUUUUUUUUAAUUCUAAAAAAUUUAGAAAAGUAAA